Clupea harengus (Atlantic herring) is the source of this 2370-nucleotide messenger RNA. It is a transcript of the gene fmodb, whose product is annotated as fibromodulin b. Gene Ontology annotation, molecular function: protein binding. Lineage: Eukaryota; Metazoa; Chordata; Actinopteri; Clupeiformes; Clupeidae. The record is from RefSeq and is a predicted model, not a curated record.
AUGCAGUGGGCUCUGGUGCUCCUCCUGGCUGUGCUGGCCCAGCCCUGCCUCUCUUACACCCGCAACUCCCUCUACUGGCUCUCCCACCUGCGGAGCCGACAUGGUUACGGCUACCGGAAUGGUUACCCAGCGUCGCACUGGGACACCGAACAUCCCGAUGAGGCGGACUGCCCUCUAGAAUGCGAGUGCCCGGGUCUGUACCCUAGGGCCAUGUACUGCCACAGCCGCAACCUCCAGCACGUUCCUUUCGUGCCCUCCCGCAUGAAGUACGUCUACUUGCACAACAACCAGAUCAGCAGCAUCAAGGAGGGCGUGUUUGACAACGCCACAGACCUGGUCUGGAUUAUCAUGCACAAAAACCAACUCACUUCAGACAAGCUUGGCAAGAAUGUGUUCAGCAAACUGAAGAACCUGCAAAAGCUGUACCUAAACACCAAUGACUUAACCACUGUCCCUGAGAACCUCCCCACCUCCCUCGUGGACCUCCGGAUAAACAACAAUAAAAUCACCCAGCUCUCUGACAACACCUUCAAGGGCAUGGUGGACCUGAGCCACCUGCAUCUCCAAGGUAACGACAUAAAGGAAGUGGGUGGCGCCUUUAAGAGCCUGGACUCUCUGAUCGUGCUGGACCUGAGCCGCAACAGCUUGGAGAAAGUGCCGGAGAGCCUUCCUGGAAAGCUCCAGCAGCUCUAUUUGAACUUCAACCUGAUCGCCAGUGUGCCAAGCGGCUUCCUCGCCCUGUACCCCGCCCUGCAGUAUGUGAGGUUCUCACACAACAAGAUAACGGACAAUGGGAUUCCAUUCAAUGCCUUCAACACCACUGGCCUUUUGGAGCUGGACCUCUCUCACAAUAGCCUGGAGAAGAUCCCCACCAUCAGCACCAACCUGGAGAACCUCUACCUGCAGGGGAACCACAUCAAAGAAUUCUCUCUGAGCAGCUUCUGCAGGGUAGUGGACAUGGCCAACUUCUCCCAGAUCAGGGUGCUCAGGCUGGAUGGCAAUGAAAUCAGCUUCAGGGAUGUGCCACCUGAGGCAGUGCUCUGCCUUCGCCUCGCCACCACCAUCGACCUCUAGAUGCCCGCAACAAACCCGACUAUUUACCAUCAUCCACACUCUCAUUACACAUUCUCAUAUUGGGCUUGAACUCUUGGGCUUGAACUUAACUUAGCUGUUGAAAUCAAUUUUCUUGAAAUGUAUUCAAUGACUUGUUUUCAUUUCCAGGAUUUAUUGUUGUUUAUUCCAUGACUAGAAAUUGUGCCCAUAUCCAUAUGCCUGAGAUUAAUUGUUAUGGAAGCUAUGUAGGAUGCUAUGCUGUUUUUGAGGGAUUCCAAAUGAGGCCAAAGUAAAAUGGAUGUACUUACAAGGAGUUUCAUGCAAUUAUAUGGGCAAAUGUUACUACGUAUUUGCAGACUGUUGAUAUAAACCCUUAGACCAUGUGUCACAACAGAGACAAAUAUAACCUGAGACAAAAAAAAACAUGUUAAUAGAUCAGAAUCACACUUCACUACACAAGCAUGUUUAGAGCAACACAAGAAUGUAGUAGUUAUAUAGUAAUCGCAUCACGUUUGAGUUGAUGAUGGGUUCCACACUCAGCCAGGGAAGCAUGCACAUGCCUCGGCCUGCUGACAUACUCACACUUUGACGUGUAGCCAUAAUCACUGGCGUGUAAUCUGUUAUUUAUGUUUUAAGAUGGAGAGAUAUGUAAUGCUGAUAUAUGGGGCUGUAAAAUGUGUUUUAUGUAUGUUACCUCCUGUCACAGCAGUGUUUUCUCUGUAAGAAGCCAUCUGUCGUUCAUGAGUCACCUAUAUGGCAAAAUGAAGGUCUACUGUAUGCUUUUGAAAUUUCUGCUUUAAGGAGUAUUUGAAGUAUGUUUUAAGUAUAACCCUUUAAACACAGGUGCUAUCCUCUCUUAUAUAUUGCUGUUUUAUUCAUGUUGUAAUAUUUAGUCAGGAAUAACCAAGUCUUUUAUUUUGUGUAUGGCAUAUGGGAGCAAAACAGCACUGAGAUUGUUUCCAUGAGAUGUUCAUCUCUCCGUUGUCUCUCCAGGCUUUCUGAGGCAGCGCCUUUCUGUGCCCUUAAUCCCAUAAAUGUUAAUUAAACACUGACAAACACACACAUCACAACAAUUCUGACCUUUCAGUGACUCCUGAGAAUUUCUCUCAGCGGCAUGGAACUCCUAUUAUUAUCUAUGUGGCGUCCCGGAGAAGAGCCCUAAAGGACUGGGGGCUAAAAUGUCAUAGAAUCCCUCCGGUCAGGUGGGCCGUGUGUUUACACUCCUUCACUACACCGUAGUCCUAUUUUAGAGCAUGCAUACAUGUAAGGUCCCAUAUUCAUCAUUGUUAUUGACUUACAACUCUUGUUUUCAACAAC